Molecule: messenger RNA, 1005 nt
Organism: Babjeviella inositovora NRRL Y-12698
Lineage: Eukaryota; Fungi; Ascomycota; Pichiomycetes; Serinales
Gene: CCN1
Product: Ccn1p
Exons: 1
Biological process (GO): regulation of cyclin-dependent protein serine/threonine kinase activity; mitotic cell cycle phase transition
Cellular component (GO): cyclin-dependent protein kinase holoenzyme complex; cytoplasm; centrosome
Molecular function (GO): cyclin-dependent protein serine/threonine kinase regulator activity
Source: RefSeq, a predicted model, not a curated record
CGUUCAUACCCGCCCGUCUUGGAGAUGCUCGAGAGCAACACCAACAAGGCGCUCUUCGCGGAGUACGCGGACGACGUGCCGCGGCACCUCGCGCAGCUCGAGGCCGCGAACGGUAUCAGCGUCCAGCUCAUUGACAUGCAGCCAGAGAUCAAGUGGUAUAUGCGACCAUAUCUCUUGGACUUUCUCUCCGAAACCCACUACUCGUUGCGCUUGCAGCCGCAAACCUACUUCCUCGCAUGGUCCAUCAUCGACCGCUACUGCUCCAAGCGCGUGGUUUUCAAAAAGCACUACCAAUUGGUCGGCUGUACCGCCUUGCUUAUUGCCGCAAAAUAUGAGGAUAAAAAGUCGCGCGUGCCCACCCUACAGGACCUCGUGCACCUCACGCGCCAGACCUACGACGAAACCAUGUUCAUGCAAAUGGAGCGCCACAUCUUGACAACCUUGGAAUGGUCGUUGGGACAGCCAACGUACGAGGAGUGUUUGCAGCUCGCGAUCUCCACCUCAGUGGACUUCAACCAGUUGACUCCCGUGAAAAAGCACAGACCGAACGGCGAGUCCAUGUUGACGUCGCUCACCGAGAUGGGCCGUUUCUUCUGCGAGAUUGCGCUCUAUGACAAGUCAUUCCUCCACUUUCCCGUGUCGCUUGUCGCCAUCGCUGCCAACUCGCUAGCUAGUCAGAUGCUCGACAUCCCGUCCACCGCCGCGCGCCUCCAGCACAUUAUUGCGCACUUCUACCUGCAGAGCGCGCGCGACUCGUACACGCACGACGACGAGUUUUUCUUCGAAGACGAAGAGAACUGCGCGCCCCGCGUCACCGGCGCCUUCCUCUCGGGCUUCAACGAAGACGCGUUACUCUCCAUCAAAAAAAUCACGCUUUUGUUCAUGACCUCGCUCACCUCCGUCUCCGAGUUUGUCCAGCGCAAGUACCAGGAGUUGGGUGUGUGUCAGGUCAUCAACCAGUACAUCCACCGCAACGCGUUUCUGUUGAAGCCCGUGUUGGAAACC